Messenger RNA from Metarhizium brunneum ARSEF 3297, 2118 nucleotides. RefSeq names its product Long chain acyl-CoA synthetase 7, peroxisomal. Gene Ontology annotation, cellular component: membrane; endoplasmic reticulum. NCBI's taxonomy places the organism in Eukaryota, Fungi, Ascomycota, Sordariomycetes, Hypocreales, Clavicipitaceae. Gene Ontology annotation, biological process: long-chain fatty acid metabolic process. The record is from RefSeq and is a predicted model, not a curated record. Gene Ontology annotation, molecular function: long-chain fatty acid-CoA ligase activity.
AUGCCUCCUGCCCAAGAUCCUGCCACGCUCCAGGUCGAGCUUGGUGCUGUUCCUCCCGCCGGCUCCCCCUACGGUGUUCCCGUCCCCGGUUCUGAGCGUCCCGGCCGCAGCGCUGUCUACAGAGGCUGGAGAUUCCGCGACAGAGAGCUUCUGACCACCUUUGACCCCAAUGUGCGCUCUAUACACGACUUGUUCGAGGCUUCAGCUCGCAAGUGGCCCAAGAAGCGAUGCAUGGGCACUCGCCAAUGGAAUUCCGCCACCCAGACUUGGGGAGACAAGUUCGAAUGGAUGACGUACGGCGACGUGGCAGAGCGAAGAAAGAACUUUGGCGCCGGUAUCGUUGAGAUCCAUAAGCGCAUCGGGUAUCCCAAGGACAAGUACGGUGUUGGUGUUUGGUCCCAGAACCGUCCCGAGUGGCAAAUCGCUGAUCUCGGUGCUUCCUCGCAAUCGCUUUAUACUGUCUCGCUGUACGAGACUCUUGGCCCCGAUGCUACCGAGUACAUCAUCAACCAUGCCGAGCUGCCUAGCGUUGUGUGCUCACUUCCUCACAUCUCCAAGCUCAUUAAGCUUGCACCGCGCAUUCCGUCCCUCAAGCUCAUCAUAUCCAUGGACCCGCUUGAGCAUGGUGAGCUUCCUGGACUGUCCAAGGCCGAUGUUUUGAACGACCUUGCGGCCCAGCACGGCAUUAAGAUUUACUCCAUGGCCGAGGUUGAGAAGAUUGGCGUCGAGUCUGGCCGUUCCAUGCGCCCUGCUAGCUGGGAUGACAUUGCCACCAUUAACUACACCUCAGGUACCACUGGCGCUCCCAAGGGUGUUGUUCUCUCGCACGGAAAUGCUGUUUCUGCCAACGCCGCUGCUCGUCUGGGUGGUCAUGUCAAGGACAACGACGUUCACAUGUCAUAUCUACCGCUUGCGCACAUUUAUGGCCGCCUGAUUGAUCACAUUGCUCUGUCAGAAGGCGCUGCCGUUGGUUUCUUCCGUGGCGAUGUCUUGGGUCUCGUUGAUGAUCUCAAGAUCCUCAAGCCCACAGGCUUCAUCUCCGUCCCACGUCUGUUUAACCGAUUCAACUCGGCCAUUCGCACCGCUACUGUGGAGGCUGAAGGCUUCAAGGGCGCUCUUUCAAGGCAUGUCGUCAACUCCAAGAAGGCUGCCAUGAAGGCUGCUCCCGGCCAGGCCUCCAACACCCACUUCUUCUGGGACAGAAUCUGGACCCGCAAGGUCAGGGCUGCUGUUGGUUUAGACAAUGCUCACACAAUGAUCAGCGGAAGUGCUCAGCUUGACCCCGAUGUCCAGGAGUUCCUGCGCGCUGCUUUCGCCAACACGUUCCAGCAGGGCUGGGGCAUGACCGAGACCUAUGCCACCGGCACUGUUCAGAUGAAGGGCGACUUCUCUACCGGCAACGUUGGACCCCCGAUGGGUGACGUCGAGCUGUGCCUUGAGUCCGUCCCCGAGUUCGACUACACCGUCAACGAUAAGCCCAAUCCCCGUGGCGAACUACUCGUCAGAGGCCCUGCCAUCUUCAAGGAGUACUACAAGAACGAGGAGGAGACCAAGAAGGUUCUUGAGGCUGAUGGCUGGUUCCACACGGGCGAUAUUUGUGAGAUUGAUAAGCUUGGCCGCUUUAAGAUCAUUGACCGCAAGAAGAACGUCUUAAAGCUGUCUCAGGGCGAGUACAUCUCCCCUGAGCGUAUUGAGAACGUCUACGCUGCCAACACCAACCUCGUUAACAUGGGUUAUGUUCACGGUGAUGCCAAGGAGUCUACUCUCGUUGCCAUCUUUGGCGUCGACCCUGAGAACUUCCCUGCCUGGGCCUCCAAGGUCCUGGGCCGCACGGUCUCCAAUGACCCUAGUGACAUGCGGGCCGCUGCCAAGGACCCCAAGGCCAGGCAGGCUUUCCUCAAGGUUCUUGACAAUAUUGGCCGCAAGCACAAAUUCAACAGUUUUGAGAAAGUCAGGGGCGUUCACUUGGAUGUUGAGCCCUUUACAAUUGACAAUGAGCUCCUCACCCCGACUCUCAAACUCAAAAGACCCCAAGCCGCCAAGAAAUACCGCGCCGAAAUCGACGCCAUGUACGCUGAAAUCAACAAUGCCCAGCCCGCUGGCUCGGCGAAGCUGUAA